Nematolebias whitei (Rio pearlfish) is the source of this 1923-nucleotide messenger RNA. RefSeq names its product folylpolyglutamate synthase (gene fpgs). Gene Ontology annotation, molecular function: ATP binding; tetrahydrofolylpolyglutamate synthase activity. Gene Ontology annotation, cellular component: mitochondrion; cytosol; cytoplasm. NCBI's taxonomy places the organism in Eukaryota, Metazoa, Chordata, Actinopteri, Cyprinodontiformes, Rivulidae. The transcript is spliced from 14 exons. The coding region runs from base 1 to 1740 and encodes 579 amino acids. The record is from RefSeq and is a predicted model, not a curated record. Gene Ontology annotation, biological process: tetrahydrofolylpolyglutamate biosynthetic process.
AUGGCGUGUCUGUGGCACAUGCCGCAGCACGGCUCCAAGUUUGCCGCUCUAUUCAGAGAGCGGGACACCGUGUUCGGGUUGUCAGCUCUGUUGGUCCGCUACAACAGCACCAAGACUGCUCCACACAUAAACGGGAUGGAGUACCAGGAUGCCGUCUGCACCCUGAACACGCUGCAGACCAACGCCAGCGCUCUGGAGCAGGUCCGGCGGGAGAGAGGCCAGCCUCAGCUGCAGAUGCAGGCCAUGAGGGGGUUUCUGGAGCGAGCCGGACUCACAGUGGAGGAGCUGGACCAUCUGAACAUCAUCCAUGUCACGGGGACAAAGGGCAAGGGCUCGACGUGUGCCUUCACCGAACAGAUCCUGAGGAAUUAUGGCUUCAGAACCGGAUUCUACAGUUCUCCACACCUGGUCCAGGUCAGGGAGCGGAUCCGGAUCAACGGGCAGCGCAUCAGCAAAGACCUCUUCACCAAAUACUUCUGGCAGGUCUAUGGACGGCUGGACGAGACCAAGGAGGCCCACGGGGGGACCAUGCCGGCGUAUUUUCGCUUCCUCACCAUCCUGGCCUUUCAUGUCUUCCUGAAUGAGAAGGUGGAUUUAGCGGUGAUAGAGGUGGGGAUUGGAGGAGAGUACGACUGCACCAACAUCAUACGGAGGCCAUGGGUCUGUGGUGUCUCCUCUCUGGGCAUCGAUCACACUCAGAUCCUCGGAGACACCAUCGAAAAGAUCGCCUGGCAGAAAGGAGGAAUCUUCAAGCCCGGGGUUCCUGCCUUCACCGUCCGGCAGCCUGAAGAUGCCAUGUCUGUCCUCAGAGACCGGGCCAGAGAGAUCGGGUGUCCUCUGUGGGUGUGUCCUGAGCUGGACCAGUAUCGGAUGGACUCUGGUCCUUUGAGUCUGGGCCUGGCAGGUCAGCACCAGCGCUCCAACGCCUCCCUGGCCCUGCAGCUGAGUCACACCUGGCUGCAGAGACGAUGUGGACCAGAGAAAAGUUCUCCUGUGUCUGACCCGGAGAACUUCAGUGCGUCUCAUGUGGCCUCCUUCAAACCUGAAUCCUUCAUGGUGAAAGGGCUGGAGGACACCAAGUGGCCCGGCAGGACCCAGACUCUGAGACACGGCGCCGUGACCUACUUCCUGGAUGGAGCUCACACCAUGAGGAGCAUGCAGGCCUGCGUCCAGUGGUUCAGAGAGGCCGCAGCCCAGCACGAGAAGAAGGCCAGUGGACCUGUGGCCCGGGUGUUGCUGUUUAACGCCACAGGAGAGCGUGACUCGGCGGUGAUGCUCAAACUGCUGCAGCCGUUCCAUUUUGACUUUGCCGUCUUCUGCCCCAACAUCACCGAAUCCAUCGCCUCCUGCAAUGCAGACCAGCAGAACUUCAACGUGUCUGUGGAGAACAUGCUGACCCGUUGCCUGGACAACGAGAGGAGCUGGCAUCUCCACAACAAGCGAGGAGACAACGACGAUGAGGAGGAGGCGGCGGCGCUGCUCAUCGGCCUGCCGCUGGUUCCUGAGAGGAAGGCCGACACGCUGGUGUUCCCCUGCAUCCUCAGUGCCCUCCAGUGGGUCACCCAGGGCCGGGAUCCAGUUCUGACCAGCCUGGAUAAGGCGGUUCUGCCUGUUAAACCCAGCUUUGUCGCCAAAGCCGCUCCUUUGAGUGAAGCGGUCGAGAUCCACGUUCUGGUGACGGGAAGCCUGCACCUGGUGGGAGGAGUCCUCAAGCACCUGGACCCAGAGUUUUCUGAGUAAACGGGUCGGGUCAUUUGGACCAUUGGUGCCAUCCACCCAACAGGGCGGGGACUAUUUCUGUACAGGUGGUGGUUUUUGGACCUGAACUGACCUGAACUGAUGCUGUAGUUUGGCCUCAGGGAGCAGCGGUCGGGCUUCUCUCUGGCUUGCGGGUCGGUCCAAACCUGAAAUAUCAGAUUAUCG